Molecule: messenger RNA, 411 nt
Organism: Plasmodium reichenowi
Lineage: Eukaryota; Apicomplexa; Aconoidasida; Haemosporida; Plasmodiidae
Source: the annotation of a RefSeq genome assembly
UAUCACAAUGUCAAAUCUACUAAUAGUUAAAAUAAAAUAAAUUCAUCAUCAACUUAUACACACAGUAGAAUACUAAAACAAUUGGAAUGUGUUACAUUGGAAGAUGAGACAGUCAGUGCAUUAGAACAAAUGUUAGAUAGUGUUGAAGAAGACACAAGUGAAAAAAAAUGCAAAGGGCUUCUUGCAAAAUUAAAAAAAAGAAAGAGAAAACAUAAACAUAGAAAACCUCAUAAUUAUUAUGCACGAAGGAAUAAAAAGAGAGAAGAAAAAAGAUAACAUUCAAAAAAUAAUAAAGAUUCAAUAAAUCCUCUACACGAAAUAGAGGAGAAAAUAUUCACUCAUGCGGAUCUUUUAAGAAGCGCAAUUUUUUCAAGAACAUCAAGAAUACCUGAUGGAAUAUUUUAUACUUAA